UACAGAGGAUAAUUCUAUAGAUGAAGGGGUGCUAGAUGGCUUUUCUGCAGAUGUUGAAGAAGAAGCGAGAGGAGUAGAUCCUGUCCCUGUAGAUGUUGGGAUGAAAGAAGUAGAUUCUGUCAUAGUGCUGGAGCUACCUUCAGGAGCCUUGCUUGUUGACUCUUUAGCAGGUUCUGCUGUCUUCUGCCCUUGGCUGGUAGAUACAGCAACGGUUGUCGAUGUUGGCUCAGCAGUUGUCGAUGUCACGACAUUCUCACCAUGUGUAACCUUCUCAAUUUCAUCUCUUCCAUCGGUGCUCAAACCCACAGAUCCGGUCGUGUCAGUGCCUAUAGUGGUUGUUUCAGUUGCACUAGGCGCAGGAGUCGUUACAGCUCCUGACGUAGUCAUGAAAGGAACGGAGGUUCUUGGCUCUGUUGUGACAUCACUUGUAACUUUCGCAGCUGCGGGAGUUGUAGAGCCUUCCGACGCAGCUGAAGGGCUAGAGGAUUCAACCUUCUUAGCUGAAGAAGGGGUUGUAGUUGCUUUGGUUGCGGGUUCUCCCUUGGUGCCUAGUGUAGAGCUUGCAAUCUCAGUAGUGGGAGAUACAGACGGUCGAGAUGAGAGUGUGACUGAUGCACUAGGCGCAGGAGUCGUAACAGCUCCUGACGUAGUCGUGAAAGGAACGGAGGUUCCUGGCUCUGUUGUGACAUCACUUGUAACUUUGGCAGCUGCUGGAAUUGUAGAACUGCCUUCUGAUGCAGCUGAAGGGCUAGAGGAUUCAACCCUCUCUGCUGAAGAAGGGGUUGUAGUCAGUUUAGUUGCGGGUUCUCCUUUGGUACCUAGUGUGGAGCUUGCAAUCUCAGUAGUGGGAGAUACAGACGGUCGAGAUGAGGGUGUGACUGGUUCAGCCCUUAUCUCCUUUUCAGUCGAUGAGGUGGUAGAUUCUCCCCCACUAGUAAUGGUAGCAGCUGUGGAGGUUUCAGAAGAUUUAGGAGUUGUUAAGGAUGUACCCUGA
Molecule: messenger RNA, 994 nt
Organism: Strongylus vulgaris
Lineage: Eukaryota; Metazoa; Nematoda; Chromadorea; Rhabditida; Strongylidae
Source: the annotation of a GenBank genome assembly